Messenger RNA from Neodiprion fabricii, 4280 nucleotides. Its product is annotated as glucose-6-phosphate 1-epimerase. Gene Ontology annotation, biological process: carbohydrate metabolic process. The transcript is spliced from 6 exons. NCBI's taxonomy places the organism in Eukaryota, Metazoa, Arthropoda, Insecta, Hymenoptera, Diprionidae. The record is from RefSeq and is a predicted model, not a curated record. Gene Ontology annotation, molecular function: carbohydrate binding; isomerase activity. Bases 73 to 909 code for a protein of 278 amino acids.
CGGUUGCCUUGGGUGCGUUUCCGUGGCCGUUAGGUCGUCGAGCGGUCGACAGCUCGCAUUCACGAUUCAAACAUGGCAGCGGCUACAAGCGUCGUGGUACUCGACCGAGGGAACAAUACCACCUGCACGAUUAAUCUACACGGAGCUACCGUGGUCUCCUGGCGAGUCAACAAUCAGGAACAGCUAUUCGUCAGUAAGCAAGCUGUUUUCGAUGGGAAGAAGGCGAUCAGAGGCGGGAUUCCAUUCGUAUUUCCCCAAUUUGGAGCGUGGACGUUCGGUCCAGGUCAUGGAUUCGCUAGGAUCGUUCGUUGGAAUCUUGAAAAGUCACCGGAACGUCUGCCAAGCGGUGAUAUGGAAGCGAUAUUUUCAGUAAUGGACAGUGAGUUCACACGCUCAAUGUGGAACUAUCCGUUCAGGGUUACGUACAGGCUGAUACUGCGGGAAAAGGAGCUCCACUUCAACAUCGGGGUCUACAAUCCCAGCAAGGAGCACACCUUCAGCUUCAAUUUACUUCUCCACACGUACUUCAAGGUCCCAGAUGUAAGGCGGUGUCAAGUGACUGGACUGCACGGAUGCACGUUCAUCGACAAGACAAGGGACAAUCAAAUAUUCCAAGAAGGCAGGGAUGUCGUUACCAUUUGCGAAUGGACGGAUAGAAUCUACCAAAACACACAGCCGGAACACAUAAUCACCAACGUCGUCUCCGGCAGGAAGAUGAGAGUUCAAAAAUACAACUUCCCGGACACGGUGGUUUGGAAUCCGUGGCAGGACAAGGCUCGAGACAUUCCUGACUUUGGUGACGAUGAAUUUCCAAAUAUGAUAUGCGUCGAAAGUGGACAUGUCAGCAGUCCCGUUAUGCUGUUGCCAGGGACCGCCUUUGAGGCUAGCCAAAUUCUACAGGUGAUGUGAGCGGAGAACGGACCAUCAAACGGGCCCAGUUCCUCGCUUCCGGUAUCGUCGACCAGAGCCAUUGCAUCGCAUGUUUGGCUCUCGGAAACGGAAAACAGCCUUUGGCCCUACCAAGCGGAGUUCGAACCAGGACCAUCGCCACCACAGCUAUGUCGAGAGAGACACUGUAACGCUCGACAUUGCUCGAUAUGUACUCUAAACCUUUGAAUAUCCAACCGUAUAAACAACGAUAAGCCAUGUGUGAGAGACUUUUUACUAUAAAAAGUUAGGUUCAUCAUAUCUAACUGUUAUUCUUGCCAGCAAGUUGAUAUGCAAAAAAACUUUAACGACGCGCUGUUCAUAGAAUGACUAGCGAUGAAAUUAUGAGAUAUCAAAGUUUUAACUCCUACUCGUAAGUUUACAAAUUCGUAUUUCUCAUCAACUUGCCAAAUUAUUCAGUAUUGAUUAUUUACAAGAUUCAAUUCAGUAAUAAAAUAUGCGUUCCAUUUGUUAGGAACAAUCUGAUUUUAAUGAUGCGACGUAUUUUUCGGUUUAUAUAUAUAUUCAUAAACGAAGCUGCGGCGCGCAAAUCACUCUUACAAAAAUAUGGGGGUGAGCAGGUUUGAUAAUGUAUAAAUAGAGAAAUGGAGAAAGAAGGAAGAAAGGGAGCAUGAAAUAGCGUAGAUAAAUUAUAAAAUGGUUUAGCAGAGUACCGGUGACGUCGGUUAGUUGGGCAUAUAGAUUGAAAAAAAAAGCGUUUUUCGAAAUAUGUACGUUGGUCGAUUCUAAAAUUAAUUCUAGUAUAAAUAACGAGUAAUUGAAUUAAGGUAAUUGAUAACCCACAAUGUAUUUUACACUUAUUAUGCGCGUUGAUAGCAAUUCCAGAGUUCCAACACGAAAAAAAAAAAAAGGAUAAAUGUUCGCAUACAUGUUACGUUUGCUUACACGUACUAUAAUUCGUUACUUUGAAUGCAUUCCCGCUAAGUAAAAAUUUCGCUAGGAUAUUAUUUUUUUUUCCCGCUUUUGUCACCGACGAAAAAGAUGAAAUUUCUAUUUUGUAACAAGUACAUAUGGCCGUCUAUCUCAACGUACAAAAUAUACCAUUCCAUUAGAAAUAUAUACAUACGUAGAUCACACAAUGUUGUAUAUCCACAGAACAAAAAAGGAGAUGCGAUACAAGGUUGACUGUUAAUAUUAUAUUAUCACCUUUUAUCAUCACUAUAAAACACGUUUCCGGAUGUAUGAAAUGUUUCUUCCGCAUUCGAGCAAAAAGAAAGGAAGGAAGACAACUUUAAAUUCAAUAUAUAGAGAUGGUUUUCUUUUUCUUAGAGAUAAAGAUGAAAGAAAAUAACUAGCAAUUUUCAAUCUUUCUUCUUCGAUAUAUCUACCACGAUAAUAUGCAUAUUAAAAAAUUGUUUAUAAGGUGGAAAAACUGGUCGAUCAUCUGCAAACAAUACAAUAUGAUACAUUUAUGGUGCUAUAAUAAUAUAUAUAAUACUAUAAAUAAAAGGAAUUAACUCUUUUUUAAACUACGCAAACUUGUACGUAUAGUGAAUAAUUUUUAUAAUAGGAGUUAUAAACCGUCAGUUUGACAAAUUUAUUAGCGACCGGUUUUCUUGUUCCCCUGAAGUUACGAUCUAAUACUCUCUUCUUCAAAUCUAGGCCAGCAAGAGAAUAUAUAUAUUGGUGAAUAUAAUUAAUGAUAUGAAAUAAAAUAUAAAUUACAAAUGGGAAAAAAACAAGUAACACAGUUAAACUGGCAACAAGUAUACGAUUAACAACAGAUUUAACAACGAUUUUACCUUUUACCGUAAAGGUUCGUUUAUCAAAUUAGGUAAAUAGUAAAGAACGAACAUGAGAUUAUUGCAUACGUGAAUCAUACGUACCAUGUUGAAAAAUUCAAUAAGUUUUUCUUAUCCUAAUUUUAUGAUGAAUGUAUUUUUUAUUGAAAAAUAUAUAUAUAUAUAUGUAUACACACAUAUAUAUAUAUAAAGAACGUAAGCAAUCUGCAGCAGUUGGUGAUAGCGGCGGUGCUCAAUUAUUAGCGAAACGAAAUACAGAGAAAACUCGUUCAAAGAGUGCCAUUUUCCGUACUGUUAGACGUGUAAUUAGAAGAAUUCGAUCUAUCGUUUUCUCAUAUCGUUGAAACAAGAGACUCUCUCAACAAGAUUACACGUCGUUCAAAGAAUUCUACUAACAAAAUUAUACUUACUGUAUGUUGAAAGCUGAGACAAACGUUUCCCCCAGUUAUGAACUAAAUUUCAUUUAAUAAAAUUGUUCGAUUAUUUUAUUCAUGUGUUCAAAAAGAAAAAAAAAAAAUGAUUUUUAGAUUAUAAAUAACAAUAAUAUGCGAUCGUCCAUCUUCCGCGAAGGGACCGUCAAUUAAUAAGACAUUAGUAGUUCGGAUGCCUUAAUUUCGUGUAUGAAACAGGAUACGUUAAAAAUAAUAAUGUAUACGAUGAGACGCACCCUGUUCCUUUUUUAAACGUGAAAAAUUAGUCCUAUAGAGCGUAUGUGAAAAGAAUCUUUUUCUCACACUUUAGGGUUCCAAUUUAUUUUUCUUUCUUUCAUUCCCAUUCUCUAAUAUAUCGCCAAAGUUCCUCGGUUAGUUUGUAUACUCACAUAAUAAGAAAAAAAAAACGUAAAAGUUAACGUUUGACCUACAAACGUGAUAAUUUCUGGCGUAUGUUUAUAAUAUUACGUAUUAUAAGUGAAAGGUCUGGUGAAGUAGUAUGAAAAAACGUAAAAUAAAAGAGACAAACGAAAGAAAAAUCGACACGAAGGAAAUAUACCUAUGCUUGGGUACGUUUUGUAUACAUGCAUGUAUAUAUAUAUGAAUAUAUAUAUAUGGAUAUGCAUAUGUAAUACAGAAAGUACGGAUAUAGACCCGAGUGAUUGAUUAAGCAAUUCGUAAGAGUUAUAGCAAUAAAUUUCAUUACCGUUAGCUACGUAGUAUUUAGUAGACAAAAGAGUAACGAAAAAUGAAUAAAAUAAUGAAAUAUUUGAUAAGGGUUUUUGGUCUUUAGAGGCUAGACAAUAUUUUAAACAAUUUUAAUACAAGAGAAAUAAUGUAAUUCUUCUUUCCAACUGUUGCUCUUAAUUAUGAUUAUUAUUAUUAUUAUCAUUAUCACGUUUUCUUUCCCACGUCAGCGGAUUAUAAUAUAUACAUAUAUUUACAACGAAGUAAAACUCAACGAUCUUCCACGAUGGACGAAAUGAGAAUCCGAUUGUAUGCGCGUACUUAGUCGCGAAUGUAACGUUCCUUUUGUUAUUCAAAUUUUCUAAGAAUUGAAAGCUUAUAAAAUACGGCGAUCCUUCGUAAUAAACAAUGCAUUUACACAUUACCAUACCAUAGCAUAUUAGUAUGGUAUACAAAUUAAACUUAAAAAGAA